Messenger RNA from Xenopus laevis (African clawed frog), 3512 nucleotides. RefSeq names its product heterogeneous nuclear ribonucleoprotein U (scaffold attachment factor A) S homeolog (gene hnrnpu.S). The transcript is spliced from 14 exons. NCBI's taxonomy places the organism in Eukaryota, Metazoa, Chordata, Amphibia, Anura, Pipidae. Gene Ontology annotation, molecular function: chromatin binding; RNA binding; promoter-specific chromatin binding. The record is from RefSeq and is a predicted model, not a curated record. Bases 442 to 2745 code for a protein of 767 amino acids. Gene Ontology annotation, biological process: positive regulation of transcription by RNA polymerase II; regulation of gene expression; alternative mRNA splicing, via spliceosome. Gene Ontology annotation, cellular component: nuclear matrix; nuclear speck; spindle pole.
CUAGUGCGUAGGCGAACACAGAUGAUCACUGGAACAUAAGAGGCGCGGUUAUACCUAUUUGUAGCCCACGGGUCUCCUUCUUGAUUGAAGCGGGACAGUGUGCGUUAGGGCCGUGAGAGGAACGGGCAGGGAGGAGGGGAAUUCGUGUUCUCACAGUACAAAUCACGAAGCAUUUAGCUGCUGCUGCUGCUGCAAGAGUUAAUACUCCUGGGCGUGGCUCUUUGGUAUCAGACUUCCCACUUCCAGGUGGGCGGAGCUAAUAGAACCUUGGAGAGCCCGACUUCCCUCAAACCUCAUUCUCUGCUCUUUCCUUCCCCCACAGAGGGCAGCGCUCUCUGUCCUUGCUGGUGCCGCCAUUUUGGAAGGAGUAAGAGCGCAACAAACACGCUCGCGGUCCCCUCGCGUAAAUCAGUCAAUUAGCUCGCACCGCUGACAGUCAGAAUGAGUUCCCCGGUAAAUGUGAAGAAGCUGAAGGUAUCGGAGCUGAAGGAAGAGCUGAAGAAGAGGCGUCUGAGCGACAAAGGGCUGAAGGCCGAUCUGAUGGAGAGACUGCAGGCUGCGCUGGACGAGGAGGGAAACGCUUCUGGAGAAGGGGCAGCGGCGGUCUCUGAUGAAGCCGAGGAUGCGGUUGAUCCAGAGCAGGCUGCAACCGGAGAGGAGGAAGAAGAGGAAGGCAUGGAGCUAGGCGGAGAAAAUGGAGGGGAUGGGGCCGAGGAGGUGCCCAAUGAGGAGAUAGCUGAUGCCGAGCAAGAAGAUGAGAACGGGGACGAUCAGGGCUUCCAGGAGGGAGAGGAGGAAGAAGAGGAGGAAGAUGAAGGAAUUCCAGUUGGGCUAGAGGAGGAGGAGGAUGACGCGGAAGCGGCUAGUGUGGAGAACGGGCAGGACGAGGCGGAGGAGGAAAGCGAGAGUGCGCCCUGCGGCCCACAGCCACUAAUGGCCAUCAACUGCGAAGAGACUGGCAGCGCCGGCAGAAGCGAUGGAAAUGAUGCUAAAGAGAAUAAAAGAGGUGUGAAAAGGCCACGUGAGGAUCAUGGACGUGGUUAUUUUGAGUAUAUUGAAGAGAAUAAAUAUAACAGGGCAAAGUCCCCCCAACCACCAGUUGAUGAAGACGAUGAGAAGUAUGAUGACACCAUGGUACUUCUUGAUACUUACAAUUGUGAUCUUCACUUCAAAAUUUCCCGUGAUCGCUUAAGUGCGUCAUCUCUUACCAUGGAGAGCUUUGCACUUCUCUGGGCCGGAGGAAGAGCCACUUAUGGUGUUUCAAAGGGAAAAGUUUGUUUUGAGAUGAAGGUUACUGAGAAGAUUCCAGUAAAACAUGUAUAUACAAAAGAAACAGAUGUUCAUGAAGUUCGCGUUGGCUGGUCCAUGAGCUCCUCUGGGUACAUGCUUGGAGAGGAGGAAAAUUCCUAUGGUUAUUCUCUCAAAGCUGCAAAAUGUUACAAUGGUGUUGCUGAGGAGUAUGGCGAGAAAUAUGAUGAGAAUGAUGUGAUCACUUGCUGUGCUAAUUUUGAAGAAGAUGAAGUUGAACUUUCUUAUGCAAAGAAUGGCCAGGACCUUGGGGUUGCUUUUAAGAUUAGCAAAGAUAAUCUAUCAGAGCAGUCUCUCUUCCCACAUGUUCUCUGCCACAACUGUGCUGUUGAAUUCAACUUUGGGCAGAUGGCAGAACCAUUUUUUCCUAUCCCAGAAGGCUAUACAUUAAUUCAGAAUGUUCCUUUGGAAGACAGAGUCAGAGCACCUCUGGGGCCAGAUCUGAAGCAGGAUUGUGAAGUCAUCAUGAUGAUCGGCUUGCCAGGUGCUGGAAAGACAACAUGGGUAAAUACGCACAUUAAAGAGAACCCUGGCAAAUACAACAUACUUGGAACAAACACUAUUAUGGAAAAGAUGACGGUUGGUUGCAAAAAGCAGGUGUCUGACACUGGAAAGUUGAAUGCUUUGCUACAGAGGGCCCCACAAUGCCUGAGCAAGUUUAUAGAGAUCGCUGCUCGUAAGAGAAGACAUUUUAUCCUGGAUCAGACAAACGUGUCAUCCGCUGCACAGAGAAGGAAAAUGUGCUUGUUUGCUGGCUUCCAACGCAAAGCUAUUGUUGUCUGUCCAACAGAUGAGGUGUAUAAGGAAAGAACCCAGAAAAAGUCUGAGGUGGAAGGUAAAGAUCUUCCAGAACAUGCAGUCCUUAAAAUGAAAGGUAACUUGACUCUUCCAGAAGCAAGUGAAUGCUUUGAUGAAAUUACUUAUGUCGAGUUGCAAAAGGAGGAGGCUGAGAAGCUAAUUGAGCAAUAUAAGGAGGAGAGUAAGACGACUCUUCCUCCAGAGAAAAAACUAAAUAUUGGAGCAAAGAAAAUAAACAAGAACAAAAAUACCAGAGGGAGAGGUGGCAUGUCUCAUGGCCAUGGUCAUAGAGGCCGAGGUGGUGGAGGAUACAAUAUGCGCGGAGGAAAUUUCAGGGGCGGAGCUCCAGGAAACCGUGGAGGAUACAACCGGAGAGGGAAUAUGCCCCAACGUGGGGGUGGAGGUAGUGGUGCAGUUGGUUAUCCAUACCCCCGUGCACCAGUUUACCCCAACAGAGGUGGCUAUGGUAACCGUGGAAACUUCAGCCGUGGUGGUGGAGGUGGAAUGCCCAGUCGUGGUAACUACAACCAGAACUUCAGAGGAAGGGGAAAUAACCGUGGCUUCAAAAACCAGUCUCAGGGUUACAACCAGUGGCAGCAGCAGGGUUUGUCGUACCUAACUGCAGAAGUGUGUUUUUAAAGGUAAGUACAUGUAAAGCAGGUAGGUAUUUAUAGAAGUUAUCAUGAGGACCUUGUCCCUUAGUCUACUUGUAGAAAACCUUUUACAGACUUAAUAUCAAGUAAAGCUAUUUAAAGUUUAAUCUUGGGAAAACUGCAAGGUAUUGGCAGCUAUUGCAGGUGAUGUUUUAAAACAGGUGUUUGUUAUAUGCCAUAGUCAAAGUGCUAGUUUACAUAGUCUAAAGAAUCAACCUGAGGAAAUAUUGCCAGAGCAGCUUCUCCUUUCGGCCCUGGACUAAAGAUUAAACGCUUUUGUUAGAAUGAAAGUGUUAUUUGCAUGUAACAGCAACUCCAGACAGGGCUGUAGUGCAAUCUGCUGCUUGAAUUCCGAGUCAUUUCUUUUGUGCGUUGCUUCUGUAACAUAGAUAAUGCAAAGAUGGCCUAUGAAAUGGUCAGGAAAACAGUUGCAGAGGCAAAAAAUGAAGUUAAACCGUUUCCCUAACUUAGAAUUUUGUUCCAAGUACUUUUUGGACCUAUUCUGACCCAACGGAGUCAAUUUAGGACUUCAGAAUUACCUCUUUAUAAGACAAAUUGUGCCAAUGAGUUACUACACUUGUGUAUCAUUUUUUUUUUUUUUUAUUAUUAUUAAUCUGAUUCUUAUGUACAGUCUUUUUUUAGAUGCUGUAUAGUUAACAAGGAACUGUUUUCUUUAUUAUGAAAGUAUUAUUGGUGGGUAAACUAAGAAUAUAAACACUAAUAAACAAGGUAUCGGGCUUAUCAACCCAUCUA